This is a messenger RNA of Macroventuria anomochaeta, 495 nucleotides long. Its product is annotated as bacterial luciferase-like protein. The transcript has 5 exons. Bases 1 to 495 code for a protein of 164 amino acids. Gene Ontology annotation, molecular function: oxidoreductase activity, acting on paired donors, with incorporation or reduction of molecular oxygen. NCBI's taxonomy places the organism in Eukaryota, Fungi, Ascomycota, Dothideomycetes, Pleosporales, Didymellaceae. The record is from RefSeq and is a predicted model, not a curated record.
AUGGAUCGUGAAUGUGCUCGUGGAGAUGUUGAACCAACAGGCAGUGGCCAUCAGUCGCCUGGACUAUGGAGGCACUUGGAAGACCACUCGCAUGAGUUCGGCGAUGUUAAGCACUGGGUUGAGCUUGCAAAGUUGGUGGAAGUAGCCAAAUUCCACGGUAUCUUCAUUGCCAUUGUCCUCGGUGGCUAUGAUGUCUACAAUGGCAAUCUUGAUGCUGCAAAGAUCUCUGGCACACAAUGGCCUGUCAACGAGCCACUUAGUGUCGUGAGCGCGAUGGCAGCAGCGACGAAAAGCACCGGCUUUGGUGUAACAGUGUCGACGUUAUAUGAACAAUCUUACCAUCUGGCUCGUAGGUUAUCGACGGUUGAUCACCUCUCGAAGGGGCGGCUGGCUGCUCGUAACAUGGGCUUCAAGGAGCAUGUGACACAUGACGAGAGGUACGCGCAAGCCGAAGAGUAUGUGAAGGUAAUGUACAAACUCUUCGGAUCGUCGUAA